This is a messenger RNA of Strongylocentrotus purpuratus (purple sea urchin), 1746 nucleotides long. RefSeq lists its product as uncharacterized. Gene Ontology annotation, molecular function: netrin receptor activity. The record is from RefSeq and is a predicted model, not a curated record. NCBI's taxonomy places the organism in Eukaryota, Metazoa, Echinodermata, Echinoidea, Camarodonta, Strongylocentrotidae. Gene Ontology annotation, biological process: netrin-activated signaling pathway. Gene Ontology annotation, cellular component: membrane. The transcript has 5 exons. The coding region runs from base 112 to 1746 and encodes 544 amino acids.
GAGUUGGAAGGAGUUCUACUUCACACUCGAAGACUGACUGUGUGUGAUGUAUACAGCGAAACACCUUUCAGGCUUGGAAGAGAAGCCAAAAGAACUGGGCUGGACACUGUUAUGAGGGGUGAUGCUGGACUGGAGCUACAUGUAAUCAAGUGGAUGAGCACCGGUGAUGAAACUCAUCUUUUACUAACGGAUGACCAUUCCCUCCAAGAUGUCAUCUCCAUACUGGCUCCAUUGUGUCCGAAAGGGAUGCAUUUCUCCAUUGAUUUCCACAUGAUAUGUCUACUUCCAUUGACCCCCAUGCCUAUGCCUAUCCCUGUGCCUAUGAAAUCUGUCAUCACAGUUUGCAUUAAGUCCCUGAUGUGGCUUAAAACACUCCAGAAGCCACUAUUGGAGGUCAGUAAUUGGUUUCCAAAUGCAAAGAGUCUAGAUAUGAAAAUAGUGAGUCUAAGUCCUCCAUCCGAUAAAGCAUACUCUCAUGAGGUCUAUUCAUCAUCAGCCUUAGAGGAGCUUAAAUUAAGAUAUGAGGGGAGGUAUGAUAUAACUACAGACAGCCUGUUAAUGGAUAUUUCUACCUCCUGUCCAAAUAUCGUAUCACUGGUGUUAUCAGGCUUUGGAAGAUGUCUAUCGAACAAGUCGGGCAAAGAAAUUACAUCAUGCAAGAUGCCACAUCUGACCAACAUCCAUCUUGAACCAUUUGGGACGGAUGAUCACUGCAGAUUUGAGACAUUAAUGAAUGUACUUCAUGUAUUUCAUGUCAUAAGUCCAAGUUUUAAGUUUGUUGAGGCAAAGAAGGUUCAGCUAGGAGAUGCAGAACUUACCUCUGUUAAGUCGUCCCAAACAUCUUCAGGUUGUAAGCUACAAAUUGAAGGUGCAUCAGCAGCUGUACCCAUGGCUGACCUAAUGCAUCUUGUGUCAAAUGAACUCAAAGGAGUUACUGUCCUGACAUUUGACAGGUGCGAUGUUGACAUUCCUCAGAAUAUCGGUCAUCCACCGCAGAGUACAGGAGAAGAGAGUUCGCUUCGAGAACUCAAGUUCUCAAAUGUGAAAUGCCUGUUGUCUCAAACUGACAUCCACAAACUUUCAGAGAUGUUUCCUAAUGUAAAGGUCACAGUUGAACCUGAAAGUCAAGCAUCACAAGAAGACUCUAAACAGGGUGCAGGGAUGCCUUUCAAGCCAGAGAGGAAGACCUCCCCAUCCUCCCCACCCUCCCCAACUUCUUCAAUAGACAAGCUUGUUGGAGCCACAGCAAGGGUCCAAGUUCACGAAGAACAGACGGACACCCAGAACACUGGGGAAGAAGGAAAGGAGGAGGAAGAAGAGGAUCACAUGGCCAUGGAAAGCCUGCCCCAUGAAACAGAUGAAGUAAAUGUCAAACCAAUCAAGAUGGAAUGUUGUAAGAGAGUUGGAGUUGAAGGUGACAAACUUCAGCUAGAUUCCUUCGGAAUUGAACUUGAGAUCCCUCCCGGUGCAAUUGACUGCGAAGCGCCGCAGGAAAUUUCUCUUUGUGUCCUGACAGAUACUUCAAAUCUUGGCAACAGCAAAGAAGAGAUGUCAGUCUGCUUUGGUGUACAGUGUUUAGCCCCUGAUGACUUAGUCCUUCAGUUACCGGUGACUUACACAAUACCUCACUGUGCUGUGAUUGCACGAUACUCCAGUGUGGAGGCAGUCUUGUACACAGGACAGGGAGAAUACUCACCUGGGUCUUUCAGGGAGAACAUGAUGAUGAGACUACCCUGCGUUGAAUGA